Molecule: messenger RNA, 1932 nt
Organism: Erythranthe guttata (spotted monkey flower)
Lineage: Eukaryota; Viridiplantae; Streptophyta; Magnoliopsida; Lamiales; Phrymaceae
Source: RefSeq, a predicted model, not a curated record
UUUUCACGCUCCCCUUUCUCCUCUUCUCUUCUCUACCUCUGUAAAACUUCUCCGUAUAAAGAUCUUCAUCAUUCUGCUCGAAAUUAAACCUAGAAAAUCUUCAAUUCAGUAGUUUUAAUCGUAGAUCAGUUCAAAUUGUUAACGAAUCGAUUCGUACGGAGACGCUUUCUGCCGCAUCUCUGAUUGAUGAUGGAUCAGGAGCAGGCUCCCGAAGCCCUAAAUCGAUCAAACUCAUUCACCGGCAGAAAGCUCAGCGCCAAGGCUCCUGAAUUCGUUCCCCGCUCCUCCACUUCCGCCUCACCCGCCGCCGGCGCCACCUCCGCCUCCGCCGCCGCUGUUGCGACCGGUUUACGUGCGGCCGCCGGCUUUUGUGCCUACUAUGCCACCACCUUACUACGGAUAUGAGAACUAUUACCCCCAAAACGCGCCGCCGUUUUAUGGGUACAGUGUGAAUCCAGUGAGUCCCGUGGAGUUCGAGGCUGAUGGCAGCAAUGGCGGCACUCCGACUUCGAAGAGAAAUGGCUUGCCCGAUGCUCAUCAGAAAAUUAUCAAUCAGGUCGAGUUCUAUUUCAGUGAUAUCAAUUUGGCUACGACUGAUCAGUUAUUUAAGUUCAUGAGGAAAGAUCCUGAAGGAUAUGUGCCACUUUCGGUGGUCGCCUCUUUCAAGAAGAUCAAAACUGCCAUCGCUGAUAGCACAGAACUUGCUAGUAUCCUAAGGAGCUCAAACAAACUGCUAGUUAGUGAAGAUGGCAAAAAGAUUAAACGCCAACAUCCAUUGACUGAAUCAGAUAUGGAAGAGCUGCAAUCGCGCAUUGUCAUUGCUGAAAACUUACCUGAGGAUCACUCUCACCAGAACCUCAUGAAAAUUUUCUCAUCUGUUGGGAGCGUGAAGUCAAUUCGUACCUGUCCGCCUCAAAAUUCAAAUGCUGGUGCUUCAUCUGCAUCUAGAUCAGGAAGUGGGGAUGGAUUGCACUUCAUUGGCAAGUUUCAUGCCUUUGUGGAGUUUCAAUCUGUUGAAGCAGCAGAGAAAGCGGUUGCUGAACUGAAAGACGAGGGCAAUUGGAGGAGAAGUCUAAAAGUUCGCUUGCUGCUAACAAGUGCGUUAAAACCUAGUAAUGCACAAACGAAGAAAGUUGGUCAUGAAGGUCAGCUCUCGGGUAAGAAAGAUGAGACGGCUGUGGCGGAGAUGCAGGGCUUUGAGGAGAAUCACUUGGAAGAUUCAUUGAAACAAUGUGAUGCACAAAAUCAUGAAAUUCAGUUGGAGAAUUAUCGAAAAGGGAAUGCACAUAGGAAAGGACGCAACACAGGUGGCAGUAGCAAGGCCAAGGGAAAGGGACACGGGCAUGGGCAUGGUCGUGGACGACAUCAGCAUUCGGUUAACGGAGGAAACAUCUUAGGAUCUGCGCAGUCAGAGGUUUCUUUCAAUACUGCUGAGAAGCUAAAUUUAGCUAAUAAAGCGUCUUCUGUUCCUCGCAUGCCAGAUGGCACAAAGGGAUUCUCUCUGGGUCGAGGAAAACCUGUUGCUAUGAAAAUUGCUUGAGCACAAUUUCUUGCAAGGGAGGGAGGGAGCGAGCACCAGCACACACACACACACACACGCAAGUCUCUUGGGAAACAACGUAUUUGGAUGUGGUGUCCACUGAGAUUUUUCCAACGGGGUAAGUAGAGAGAGUCUACUACUGCUAUAAUCAUUAAUGAGUGAUGAUUCAAUGGUGGACAAAUCGAGAGAGAACUCCACGGAACUAUUGUAGCAUCUGUUUGCUGUUGACCUAUUCAGGUUUGACAGCUUCCCUUCCCUCAUUGUAGAUAGCGAGCGAGCGAGCUUCUCUCGCUUGACUUGGUUUUGUUACAUAAUAAUAUUCUAUAUUAGAUGCCAAAAUCACAGGCUAGGAAAUAAAAACGAAAAAACAAAGGCCAGUGAAUGCUUCUAUU